Messenger RNA from Gongylonema pulchrum, 249 nucleotides. NCBI's taxonomy places the organism in Eukaryota, Metazoa, Nematoda, Chromadorea, Rhabditida, Gongylonematidae. The record is from the annotation of a GenBank genome assembly.
AUGUUCAUCGGAAUGAACAAUUUGGACCUCAACCCAUCCAAUAUGAAUAGUGCCUGGAAAACUGCUUGCGACACUUACUGGGACGUUUCAACGAAGACAGAAAAGAACACACGGUUGUGCAUGUGUUUUGAAGAGAGGCAGACAGCCGCAGGAUGCUCUCUACGCUACACGGCACGGAUUGCUCUGGAUGCAUCCGCUCUCUUCCGGAACAAACCAGUCGCCGAUGUCCGCAGCCGCAAGUUAGCAUGA